Eptesicus fuscus (big brown bat) is the source of this 526-nucleotide messenger RNA. Its product is annotated as zinc finger protein interacting with ribonucleoprotein K-like. The record is from RefSeq and is a predicted model, not a curated record. Gene Ontology annotation, biological process: regulation of DNA-templated transcription. Lineage: Eukaryota; Metazoa; Chordata; Mammalia; Chiroptera; Vespertilionidae. The transcript is spliced from 5 exons. Bases 56 to 526 code for a protein of 156 amino acids.
GUUGCUCCACUUACGGUGGUUCAGCAAGCCAGAGGCUCCACAGCAACAGGUGGUGAUGGGGAAGCGCCAGAGGGUUGGCCCUGCCAUGCUGAGGCGGGUCCGAGGCUUGCUGAGCUGCUAUUCUUGGGGUUCAGGCCUUCCAGCCUCACAGACUCAGCUCCGCCCACAGAGUUCAAUGGCUGUGGCAGCGCCAAGGCACCCGACUGAGGAUAUAAAGUUUGAGGACGUGGCCAUCGCCUUCUCCCAGGAGGAGUGGGGACUCCUUGAUGAGGCUCAGAGACUUCUGUACCACGACAUGAUGCUGGAGAACUUUGCACUUGUAGCAUCUGUUGGUUGUUGGCAUAAAACUAAAGAUGCGGAGACCUCUUCCGAGCAGAGUGUAUCUAUAGCAGCAGAGUCACAGGUCAAGGCUUCUAAGACAGCUCUACCAACCCAGAAGACCAUUUUGCAAACCCUCAUCAGGAGCAGAGGGAUGCCAGUGGAGAGAAGCCCUGGAAAGAAGCUGUGGACAGGGCCUCGUUGGUGA